AUGGAAAACACAGAAAAGUAUAUUCCGGUGUGUGAAUGCGAAGGCGAAGAUUUUAUGGAGAUACCGUUGGAGAGCGAUGGUACUCUUUCAACAGCUACACUGAGCGCAUACUUUCCCGGAGUCACAGGUCUCAAGUUCCGUCUCGAUUCAUAUUCACCGUACAGAGCACUUAGACUGUACGACGGUAAAUUCCACGCUCCCGAAGGCAGUUGGGCUGGUCACAAGUUCUACUGUGUCCAUCCCAAGGGCGAUAAGAGAAAACUAGAAGAGACUGACUGCAAACCUUCUAAGGGUUACCACAGUAUGAACUGUACGGAUCUGAUUGUCUUGGGUUUACCUUAUCAACUGUCAGAAACUCAAAUGCGAGAAUAUUUUGUACAAUUCGGAAAACUAGUCAUGGUGCAGAUAAAGCGAGAUGCGUCUGGAAAUUCUAAAGGAUUUGGUUUUAUUCGAUAUGAAGAUUAUAGUUCUCAGGCAAAAGCCCUCGGACAGCGGCAUUAUGUUAAUAAUCGAUGGGUUGAAGUCAAAAUACCUGCCUCAAAAGAAGGAUAUUAUUCCAAAGUACCGCACAAGAUAUUUGUUGGCCGCCUUACUGAAGAUAUUAGUGAACCUGAUUUAAGUAAAUAUUUCUCUCAGUAUGGCGAGAUCACCGAUGUAUUCAUACCAAAACCAUUUAGAGCCUUCGGGUUUGUUACCUUUAACGAUGCCUCUGUAGCACAAAGCCUCUGUGAUGAAGACCAUAUUGUUAAAGGAGUAUCUCUUCAUAUAUCUGAAGCAAAUCCUAAGUCUGACCAAAACAGGGAUAAACAAGUUAGCAACCAACAACAAUAUAUGAGUAGUGUUCUAACAAAUGGAAUGCUCGCUGCAGCACUUAACCAAGUUGCAUAUCAAACACAACCAAUUCCUUACCAAACCCAUCGUACGUAUGGAAAAGUACAAGACUGGAAACGCCGGGAUCAUACGAAUUCUGAAACUUCGAAUGCAAUUUCUCUAUUUAUUUAG
This is a messenger RNA of Macrosiphum euphorbiae (potato aphid), 1002 nucleotides long. NCBI's taxonomy places the organism in Eukaryota, Metazoa, Arthropoda, Insecta, Hemiptera, Aphididae. The record is from the annotation of a GenBank genome assembly.